GGUCUCAUUAGUCAAACUUAUAUGCUUUUCUUUUCUAUUUUCUCUGUUUAUAACCCAGUCACUUUUCCCAAGAUUUAUAUAUAUAUAUAUGUGUGUGUCGAAGUGAUUCUGUCUUCUUUCCUGUCUGAACCAAAAUUCACACUCACUCAGUCUCCUAAUUCCGCCAUGGAUGAACACACGACAACCAGACAAAAACCAGCUCUUAACACCCACAACAAAAGCAAACUUGUAAGAACAUUUCACAAGUUGAUAAACUUGAAAUCUGCACCAAACAUCACUUCCAACAAUGGAAUUAGCAUUUGCAUGCUCAAUUCACAGACCCACAAGUUCAACGGCGACGCAGAUUUCUUCACCCAUUCCAACGAUCCCAAAUCCAGACACAAAGCUCUAAUUCUCGAAGCUGUGUUGGCCAAGAUAUUCGCCAGCAUUACCUCCAUUAAAGCUGCUUACGCAGAGCUGCAAAUGGCGCAGCAUCCUUACAACAGUAAAGCCAUUCAAGUCGCCGAUCAAGCUGUUGAUGAGCUCAAAGCUUUGUCGGAUCUCAAGCGUAGUUUCUUAAAGAAACAAGUGGAUCUUUCUCCGCAGGUCACGUUCAUGUUAGCUGAGAUUCAAGAGCAACAGAGCUUGAUGAAAACCUACGAGAUCACCAUCAAGAAGCUGCAAACUGAAAUUGAAACCAAAAGAUCCGACGUCGUUUCACUCAAGAAGAAGCUCGAUGACUCCCUUGCCUUCAACAAAUCAAUGGAGAAGAAGCUCAACGCCAGCGGGUCUUUGGCAAACAUGUUUGAUUACAUACAAUUUUCAACCGUCAACUCAAGCCAUUUCGUUCAGGUUCUUCACUAUACUUUAAGAUCUUUGCGGAGCUUCGUGAAAUCAAUGGCGCGGGAGAUGGAAUCUGCCCGCUGGGAUCUCGACGCAGCUGCAAAAUCAAUUGAACCAGACGCCGUCUUUGCCCGGCCGAGUCACCGGUGUUUCGCUUUCGAAUCUUUCGUCUGCAAAACCAUGUUUGAAAAUUUCGAUUCUCCUAAUUUCUCGCUCUGUACUACCGGCGACUCUCUGGUACAGAGACGAAGCCCAGAACAGUACUUCAACAGGUUGAAGAAGCUCAAAUCCAUGAACGCAAUUCAGUUUCUGUCUCAAAAUCCGACUUCAUCUUUUGCCAAGUUCAUUCGGGUCAAGUACCUGAACCUAGUUCACGCGAAAAUGGAGUGCUCGCUUUUCGGGAAUCUGAACCAGAGGAAGUUGGUGACAGCUGGUGGGUUACCAGACUCUGCUUUUUUCUGCUCGUUUGCAGAGAUGACGAAACGAGUAUGGCUCUUACACUGCUUGGCGUUCUCUUUGGGGAAGGAGAUAUCCAUUUUUCAGGUGAAGAAGAACUCCAGGUUCUCAGAGGUUUACAUGGAAAAUAUCACCGAUGAAUCUAUCUUCUCCGGCGAAAACUCCGAUGAUAUUCGCGUGGGUUUCACCGUUGUUCCGGGAUUCAAAAUAGGCGGCACGUUGAUUCAGUCUCAGGUUUACUUACCACCGGUCGUUACAGCUCCGGCCGGUUAGUCGCCGACUCUUUUUCUUUUCUUUUCUUUUCUUUCCUUUUCUUUUCUUAUCUAUUUCACUAGUUCCUACAAUCAAAAUACGAAGAGGAUGACCCGCGCGUAAUGACACGCUCCGGUCGUUAAACUGCCCCAUUCAAGGUUAACUAACAAGCGUAGUUUCCACUUGAAAGGCGCAGUGACCUACCGGUUCACCGCGGCGCGCGUACGUCACGCGAUUCAGAGUUUCAUGGUUUCCCACCCAAAAGUAGCUUAUAAAAAGAAAAAGGAGAGAAAAUCAGGUUAUGGGGAUUGGAGUUGAUAAUAGAGAAAGAAAAUGGUGGGGGGACAUAAAAGUAAAAAUAAACUAAAGAAAAGAAAAAAAUUUCAAUAUCAAACUAUU
Carica papaya (papaya) is the source of this 1929-nucleotide messenger RNA. RefSeq names its product intracellular protein transporter, putative (DUF641) (gene UNE1). Gene Ontology annotation, biological process: response to red or far red light; negative gravitropism. The record is from RefSeq and is a predicted model, not a curated record. Lineage: Eukaryota; Viridiplantae; Streptophyta; Magnoliopsida; Brassicales; Caricaceae.